Messenger RNA from Alternaria alternata, 2469 nucleotides. RefSeq names its product D-xylulose 5-phosphate/D-fructose 6-phosphate phosphoketolase. Gene Ontology annotation, biological process: carbohydrate metabolic process. NCBI's taxonomy places the organism in Eukaryota, Fungi, Ascomycota, Dothideomycetes, Pleosporales, Pleosporaceae. The record is from RefSeq and is a predicted model, not a curated record. Gene Ontology annotation, molecular function: aldehyde-lyase activity. The transcript is spliced from 5 exons. The coding region runs from base 1 to 2469 and encodes 822 amino acids.
AUGGACGCCAUGGUAGCGAAAGCUCCAGUAGACCCAGAGACAGUAGUUGAAGAUGUCGAGCACCUCAGCAUUUCCCCAUACGGGCCCGCAAGAUCAUCAGUCACCGAACAUCCGCUCAGCGAGGAUGAGGUGCGGAAGAUGACCGAUUAUUUCCAUGCUUCUCUGUACAUGUGCUUGGGCAUGAUCUAUCUUCGGAGGAACCCUCUUCUCCGCGACCCACUCACUCUGGACCAUCUCAAGCGACGCCUUUUGGGACAUUGGGGAUCGGAUGCUGGACAGAGCUUCACAUGGAUUCACAUGAACCGUCUUAUCAAGAAGUACGAUUUGGACGCUAUCUUCAUUUCUGGCCCUGGCCAUGGCGCGCCCGCUGUUCUCUCAAACAGUUUCCUCGAGGGAGUCUACUCCGAGGUCUACCCUGACAAGAGCGAGGAUGAGGAGGGUAUGAGGCGCUUUUUCAAAUCUUUCUCGUUCCCCGGUGGAAUUGGAUCUCAUGCCACACCCGAAACACCUGGUAGCUUGCAUGAGGGUGGUGAGCUAGGUUACUCUAUCUCUCACGCUUUCGGAACGGUCUUUGAUCACCCAGAUCUCAUCGCUCUGACUAUGGUUGGAGACGGUGAGUCUGAGACUGGUCCCCUUGCUACGAGCUGGCAUUCAACCAAAUUCCUGAACCCGAUCACGGAUGGUGCGGUCUUGCCCGUACUACAUCUGAAUGGCUACAAGAUCAACAACCCCACGGUUCUCGCUCGCGUGAGCCGCAAGGAGCUCGAAGCGCUCUUCGUUGGUUACGGAUGGACACCCUAUUUCGUCGAGGGCAGCGAUAUCCCAUCGAUGCACCAAGCUAUGGCCGCUACGAUGGAACGAUGUGUCACAAAGAUCCGCGAAUAUCAGAAAGAGGCUAGAGACUCGGGCAAAGCUUUCAGGCCGCGUUGGCCCAUGAUCGUGCUCCGUACACCCAAGGGCUGGACAGCACCCAGGAAGCUCGAUGGAGACCACUUCUUGGAAGGUUUCUGGCGUGCGCAUCAAGUCCCUCUUACGAAUGUUCUCAAGGAUAAGUCUCAGCUCAAAAUAUUGGAAGAGUGGAUGCGCUCAUACGAGCCUGAGAAGCAUUUCGACAAGAACGGCAAGCUUGUUCCUGAACUUAGAGAGUUGGCCCCCACUGGCAACAGGAGGAUGAGCGCCAACCCUGUCACAAACGGUGGUCUUAUCCGCCACAAGCUUCACGUACCCGACUUCCGUGACUACUCUAUCGAGGUGACCAAGGGUGGUGUCGCCAAGGUCGGUAGUAUGGCCAACUGCGCGGCCUUCUUGCGCGACAUCAUCAAAGAGAACCAGAAAGACUUUCGUCUAUUUGGUCCUGACGAGACUGAAUCCAACAAGCUCGGCAAGGUUUACGAGGCAGGCAAAAAGGUCUGGAUGGGCGAGUACUUUGAGGAGGACGAGGAUGGUGGUAACUUAGCUUACGAAGGGCGCGUUAUGGAGAUGCUGUCUGAGCACACUGUAGAGGGCUGGUUGGAGGGUUACAUCCUCUCUGGACGACACGGUCUGCUUAACAGCUACGAGCCUUUCAUCCACAUUAUUGACUCCAUGGUCAACCAGCACUGUAAAUGGAUUGAGAAGUGCCUCGAAGUCGAGUGGAGACAGAAGAUUGCUUCACUCAACAUUCUGCUUACUGCGACUGUUUGGCGACAAGAUCACAACGGAUUCACUCACCAGGACCCUGGAUUCCUCGACGUAGUGGCGAACAAGAGUCCUGAAGUUGUCCGUAUCUACCUCCCGCCAGACGCCAACUGCCUACUUUCAACGAUGAAUCACUGCCUUCGUAGCGAAAACUACGUCAACGUCAUCGUUGCCGACAAGCAAGAGCACCUCCAAUAUCUCACAAUGGAGCAAGCCAUCGCCCAUUGCACAAAGGGCGUUGGUAUCUGGGAAUGGGCGAGUAAUGACAAGGAUCAAGAGCCUGACAUUGUCAUGGCAUCGUGUGGUGAUGUUUCCACACACGAAUCCCUUGCCGCGACAGCAUUGCUACGCACACAUCUGCCUGAUCUCAAGAUCCGCUUCGUAAACGUUGUCGAUCUCUUCAAGCUCAUCGACGAGGAGCAGCACCCUCACGGUCUCAAGGCACACGAGUACAAGGCCAUCUUCACCGAUGACGUACCAUGUAUCUUCAACUUCCACUCCUACCCCUGGCUGAUCCACCGCUUGACAUAUGGACGCAAGGGCCAGCAGAACCUGAUCGUCCGCGGAUACAGGGAGAAGGGCAACAUUGACACUCCUCUCGAGCUGGCUAUCAGGAAUGGUACUGACCGCUACAGCUUGGCGAUUGACGCACUCGACAACAUCCCCAGCUUGGGUAACAAGGGUGCGGCAACGAGGGAGAAGUUACUUGAUGAGCAGAUCAAGGCCAAGAACUAUGCGUACCACGAGGGCAUGGACCCUAAGGAGACUGAGGACUGGGUUUGGCCGUUUUAG